Molecule: messenger RNA, 1165 nt
Organism: Grus americana (Whooping crane)
Lineage: Eukaryota; Metazoa; Chordata; Aves; Gruiformes; Gruidae
Gene: TXNL4A
Product: thioredoxin like 4A
Exons: 3
Coding region: 114-782 (222 amino acids)
Biological process (GO): mRNA splicing, via spliceosome
Cellular component (GO): spliceosomal complex; U5 snRNP; U4/U6 x U5 tri-snRNP complex
Source: RefSeq, a predicted model, not a curated record
CGUCGUCCCGUUUCGCCGAGAGAAGGACGCCCACGGGGUGCGGCGGGGAUGGGACGGGACGAGACGGGACGGGACGGGACGGGGCAGGGCAGGAUAGGAUAGGAUAGGAUAGGAUGCGGUUAAGGAGGUCUCGGCCGGCUCGGCACUGGUGCCCUGUGGCUGCCGGCGCCCCGCAAGGACCCGGCGAGAUGACGGCAUCGCUACGCCACGGCAGGCCGCGGCCGCUAAACGCUGGCCUAGGCCUGCGGAGGCGUGUCGCCGCGGGGGGCUGGCGGCGCUGUGCGAAGGCAGGCCGGGCUGUCAGCUCCUGGGUGGUUGCUGUCGUCCCGCAGGCCCGCCACCCGCCCUUCAGAAUGUCGUACAUGUUGCCGCACUUGCACAACGGCUGGCAGGUGGACCAGGCCAUCCUCUCGGAAGAGGACCGAGUCGUGGUCAUCCGCUUUGGGCACGACUGGGACCCGACCUGCAUGAAAAUGGAUGAAGUCUUAUACAGCAUUGCUGAGAAGGUAAAAAACUUUGCUGUUAUUUAUCUUGUGGAUAUCACUGAAGUACCAGACUUCAACAAGAUGUAUGAGUUGUACGAUCCCUGUACUGUCAUGUUUUUCUUCAGGAACAAACACAUCAUGAUUGAUUUAGGUACAGGUAAUAACAACAAGAUCAACUGGGCAAUGGAAGAUAAGCAAGAGAUGAUUGAUAUUAUAGAAACUGUUUAUAGAGGAGCCCGCAAAGGUCGAGGUUUGGUGGUAUCGCCAAAAGAUUAUUCCACUAAAUACAGAUACUGACAUUUCUUUGGGGCUGCCUUUUUUUUUAACCCUACAUCCACUUAAAUUUAUUCUUGUGUAUGUGUGUACAUAUAUAUAUUAAAAAAACUACAAAUCCUCCAACUUUGAGCAUAUUUUGAAUUAUUUAAAAGGUUUGGAGUCUGUCUGGAAAAGUAGAAGACACAAAGCCUGGAACUGUCUUGACUGCAGUAAUACUGUAGCUGAACUUCAGGUUGUAUUUUUAUUUUUAAAGACUUUGUGUUGUCCUUUUGGUAUUAUGUAUUUUUGUACACAAAAAGCCUGUUUGCAGAAAAACAUUUCAACUGCUUUUGUUUGCUUUUGUUACACAAAUAUCAGGGAAACUAUGCUAUAGCUUUUUUUAAAAGAAUAAAGUGAGUUCCACU